ACGAGGACCGGCAAAAUGUCCUCACUUCCUGAAAAUAUUCUCAGUCGAAAGGUUAAAAACUCGCACUGGUCCUCACAAGUAUAGUGAGACAAACACACACACACACACACACUCUGCUACCACACCCAGUCUUCCGCAUACUCAGUCAUCGCCUUCUUUCUGGCUCGACUUUACUGAAUCUCAAAUUCAUAUCUUACUCACAUUAUUUCCUGGAGACCCCCCUGAUCCACACCUAAAAUUAUAGGUGAUACUCUCCAAAUGAAUUACAGAGGGGAUAAAAGAGCACUUGAAAAUGACAACAUUUCUACUCCACAUGGGAUGCCUAGAAAACAAAAAAGGUGCUCCAGCCCUGACAGGACAGUAAUCAGAAAUGGCAAAAUGAUUAUGGGACAUGUGAAACAUAAACUCAGCGAAUACGAAUUUCAAGACACCCCCACGAACAAGCUCAUUGAAUAUGUCAGGGAAAUAAUCACAAAAUUGGACACCACUGUAAAAAGGAAAACUACUGUUGGAGUGUUUGGAAAGACAGGGACUGGGAAGAGCUCUCUGAUAAACGCCAUCCUGGGAGAAACAGAUCUGUUACCAUCAGGAACCCUGUGUGCCUGUACUUCAGUCAUCAUACAGGUUGGAGCCAACGUAAAAGACUUCUUCUACACCGCUGAGAUUGAAUUCAUCUUAAAAGAGGAAUGGGAAGAUGAACUCAAGACACUUCUGAAUGUUUUAUCAGAAGAUGGAGAGGAGAAGGACAACGCAAUCUUCAGUACAGCAAAUGAGAAGAUUACAGCAAUGUAUGGAGAGGAAGGUGUUUUUAUGACCAUAGAUGACCUCAUGAAAGAUGAUAAUUUCUCAGAAAUUCCAGAGUUUCUCAAAUCUCAAACCAAAAAGAUAACAUGUGAGAAAGCCUCAGAUCUCUCUGACCAGAUAGGGUGUUACAUUCAGCAUGAUGACUCAAGUCCUGGAGGAUGUUACUGGCCGGUAGUGAAGAGUGUGACCAUCAAGGUUCCACACUGUAAAAAUUUUCUGGAACACAUUCUGUUAGUGGAUCUUCCUGGAACUGGAGAUUACAACAAGAGCAGAGAUCAGAUGUGGAAAUCGAAACUGAGAGAGUGUUCUACAGCGUGGAUCGUAAGUGAAAUAAACCGUGCUGGGUCUGACAAGGAGGCCUGGGAACUUGUUUCUAACAGUGUGGGAGACAUGGCACAAGGUGGAGAGUGCCGCAGUAUCUGCUUCAUAUGUACCAAGACCGAUGACAUCAACCCACAGAACUACAUGAGAUCCUCAAAGCUCAAGGAUGAAGACUUUCAGAUCAAACCAGAGGACUCCCAAUAUGCCAGCAAGAAAAAAACUGCAUGCAUAUUGCACAGGAAUGCUAAAGCCAAAGAAAAAGUGAAAAAGAAUUUCCUUCAACAAGACACAAUAAAGACGCAUUUCGACUGUGAUGAUGAUUUCUUUUCUGUGUUCACGGUGAGUUCUGAAGAAUUCACCAAAGAAGAUCCAAUACUGAAACCAGAGGAAACAGAGAUACCUAAGCUGAAGGACCUCUUAAGGACGUACAACAAUAGUCACACAAAUGACAUGGCGAGUCAAUACAUCUCUGGAGCACUUGGAAUCCUCUCCUUAAUUCAAGGUUUCAAGGAGAUCAAUGCUGCAAUGAUAGCAGAGAGGUCCAGACUACACCAUGACUUGGAGAUAAAUCUUCACAAUGCACUUGGACACUUGCACGAAUGCUGUGGCCAAAUCUGCAGCUCUCUGGAAGAACUUCUGUCAAAAGGAGCAAAAGAAUCUGAAGAAAAAUGUGUUGAAACUGCAAAUGAAGUAAUUGCACCGAAGAAGGACGGUCGAGGAUUUCACAGAACACUAACAGCGCUGUGCAAGAAUCAUGGAUUCUACAGGUCUAAGACAGGAGCAACCGAUCUGAAUUCACACUUGGCUACACAUAUGUUACAGUACAUUAAUGAAGCAUUCACUCACUUCUUCCCGUAAGUACUCAAUUCAGUCAAAUCUGAAUUUGUGUAGUGCUUUUUAACUGAAGUUGCAAAAUGGUGAGGUGCUGUUUUGCCAAUGUGCAGGGCUUUACCAUUUUUGAUCACUCUAAAAAUCAUGAUACAUUUUUUUACAUAAGUGGCAUACAAUCGUAAAAUGAGCAAAAAUGAGUCACUGAACGCUGACAUUUCACUGGCUUCCUCUUGAAACUUGAAUUGGGGUGUGUUUCGUGUAACUGAUGUGUAAAUUAGGCAGUGGUACCUGGUGUUUGAUUUCAUACACUGAAGCUGAUUCAUCACUUGCGCUCAAAUGACUACAAAACUUUCAUGAAUCAAUCACAGAGUAAUUUGUACAACUUAAAGGCAGGCAAAUCUGCACUCUUUUUAUGCAACUCUGUGAGUAAGGGUCAUUAUAUCUAAAAGUAGCCAUUACAAAUGAAAUCAAGUCAAUAUAAAUAAAUAUGUUUUUACUUGCUGUUUAAAAUGGUUAAUGGUAGGA
Molecule: messenger RNA, 2481 nt
Organism: Colossoma macropomum (tambaqui)
Lineage: Eukaryota; Metazoa; Chordata; Actinopteri; Characiformes; Serrasalmidae
Product: nuclear GTPase SLIP-GC-like
Exons: 14
Coding region: 259-1983 (574 amino acids)
Molecular function (GO): GTPase activity
Source: RefSeq, a predicted model, not a curated record